Messenger RNA from Lecanosticta acicola, 3291 nucleotides. NCBI's taxonomy places the organism in Eukaryota, Fungi, Ascomycota, Dothideomycetes, Mycosphaerellales, Mycosphaerellaceae. The record is from the annotation of a GenBank genome assembly.
AUGGCUACUGCAACUCCAUCCUAUCCCCAGCUUGCCCUGAGGCCUAAAGGGAAGCUUAUCCACGACAUAUACAAAGAUCGCCUCAAGCAAUUCACAGAUAAUGGCCAGUACAAACAGCAAGGCUUGCUGGCGAAGCUAUACGACGCACGUCUGGCCGGCGAGCCUCACGUGAAGCUGUCGGUCUGGGACGCUCCUCACCUCUCCCGCCCUACCUUCGACGAAGCCACGCGCAGCGACAAUGAAUACAAGAAGGCCGAGAAAGGCAUGUGGAUCGGUCCAAGUUGGAGCACACACUGGUUCAAGGUGCAAUUCACAGUACCUCACGACUGGAGCUACAAGGCUCUCGUCGAGCUGCAUUGGGAUGCCAGCUGCGAGGGCAUGGUCUGGACAUCGGAUGGAAAGCCUCUCCAGGGCCUUACCGGCAAUGGCGAGAGGAUUGAAUGGAUAGUUCCACAAUCAUACAGGAAUGGCAAAGAGCAGACAAUCUAUAUUGAAGCAGCAUGCAACGGCAUGUUUGGCAACCCUCCGGGCGGCGAUACCAUCCAAGCUCCAGCGCCUGACAAGUAUUUCCAACUGACGCAGGCCGACCUCGUCAGUGUCAAUGUCGAUGCGCGGGCGCUCUACUACGACUUCUGGAUCAUUGGAGACGCUGCGAGGGAGUUCCCCACAGACAGCUGGGAAGAGCACUAUGCUCUCCAAGUGUGCAACGAGAUCAUGGACUGCUUUAUUGCCGGCGAGGGCUCGAAUGCCUGCUUGAAAGAGUGCAGAGCCAUCGCGAAGAGAUAUCUUGGGGAGAAGAUCGACUCGUCCGAUGUCUACGAUUUGAGCAAGGACAAGGAUAUCUUGAUUGCCGGUAUCGGUCACUGCCACAUUGAUACGUGUUGGCUCUGGCCCUGGGCUGAGACCAAACGCAAGAUUGCCCGCAGUUGGUCGAAUCAGUGUGAUCUAUUGGAUCGAUACCCGGAGCAUCGCUUCUGCGCAUCCCAAGCUCAGCAGUACAAAUGGCUUGAGAAGUUCUACCCGUACGCCUACGAUCGUGUCAAGGAUCAUGUCAAGAAGGGUACAUUUCAACCUAUUGGUGGUAGCUGGGUCGAGCAUGACACCAAUCUGCCCUCAGGAGAGUCGCUUGUUCGCCAAUUUGUCUACGGUCAACGGUACUUCGAAUCGCGCUUCGGCGAGCGCUGCCGUACCUUCUGGCUGCCAGAUACCUUCGGAUACUCUUCGCAGAUCCCUCAGCUGUGCAGAUUGGCCGGCAUGAAUCGUUUCUUCACACAAAAAUUGAGCUGGAACAACAUCAACAACUUCCCGCACACGACUUUCAACUGGGUCAGCUUGGAUGGCAGCCAAGUCCUUUGCCACAUGGCUCCCUCAGAGACCUACACAGCAGAGGCACAUUUCGGAGAUGUCAAAAGAUCCGUGACUCAACACAAGUCCAUGGACCAAGACCCCACAUCUCUACUUGUGUUUGGUAAAGGAGACGGCGGCGGUGGACCCACCUUUGGACACAUUGAGAAGCUUCGGCGUUGUCGUGGCAUCAGCGACAAAGUCGGCCUUCUCCCUCGCGUGCAGAUGGGCUUUAGCGUGGAAGAUUUCUUCGACCGUCUAGAAAAGAAUGCAGCGACAGGAGUUACCGAGUUUGUAACCUGGUACGGUGAGCUGUACUUCGAACUCCAUCGUGGAACCUACACUACUCAGGCAAACAACAAGCGCAACAACAGACUCUCGGAAAUCUUGCUUCAUGACAUUGAGUACCUGGCUACCUUGGCCACGAUCAAGGGCGACGCCGGCUACAAGUACCCCAAGAAGGAGAUCGACCUGAUGUGGGAGAACGUGUUACUCUGCCAAUUCCAUGACUGCCUGCCUGGUUCUGCCAUCGAGAUGUGCUACGACGAUUCUGACGAAUGCUAUGCCAAAGUCUUUGAAGUUGGCAAGAAGGUUCUCAAGGAGGCUCUAGACGCUCUUGGUUUUAGAGACAAGAAGGAUGCCAAACCUGUUGCCCUCAACACGCUUGGCUGGCGACGAGAUGAGUUGACCAUGCAUAAGAAUGAGGCCGAGCUUAUCCACAGAGUUGACAUCCUCGGACAACCAGACCAUGUUAUGGCGAAUGCUACCGAUGACCUCCAUGUUGCCUCUGUGAGACAGCUCGAUGAUGGCGCCUUUUCACUGGAGAACUCCAAACUGCGGGUCAAGGUCUCUGAAGGCGUCAUCGUCUCCCUGUACGACAAAGAAGCUCGGCGUGAAGUGGUUCCUACAGGCGAAAAGGCCAAUCAGCUGGUCAUCUUCGACGACAAGCCACUCUACUGGCAAGCCUGGGAUGUCGAAGUCUUCCAUCUCAAUUCGCGAAGGGACCUCAAGCCAAGUAGCAGCACCGAAAUCACCGAGAACUCACCUUUCCGUGUGGCUGUCACCACGACGACCAAGAUCUCUGACAAAUCUUGGAUCAAGACUACGACUGCCCUGUCCGCUCUCACGGAUGACAACCAAACCUCGUACGUUGAGACCGAAGCGGAAGUCGAAUGGCACGAGACGAUGAAGUUCUUGAAGGUGGAAUUCCCCACCAACAUCAAGAACACCGAGGCUUCGUACGAGACGCAGUUCGGCAUUGUCAAGAGACCGACACACUACAAUACCAACUGGGACAUGGCCAAAUUCGAAGUUUGCUGUCAUAAAUGGGCCGACUUGUCCGAGCAUGGAUAUGGCGUCAGCGUUCUCAACGACAGCAAGUAUGGUUUCGCCACCGUCGGCAAUCUCAUGCGUCUCUCCCUCUUACGCGCCCCCAAGGCACCAGAUGCACACGCCGACAUGGGCCGCCACCACAUCAAAUGGGCCAUCCUUCCCCACGCCGGUCCGCUCGACCAACGCACCGUCCGGGCGGGCUUCAACUUCAACCACCCCAUGCAGGUCCACCGCCAUCCGGAUCCCGAAAGCCUCGCUCCCCUCUUGAGCGCUUUCAAACUCACCCCGGACUCGUCGCCCUCGCUCAUCGUCGACACGAUCAAGCGUGGCGAAGACGACGAGGACGCGAGUAACGGCGACAUGCCCCCGCGGAAAAAGGGAAGGCAUGUCAUCCUGCGGGUCUAUGAUUCUCUGGGGGGCACGAGUCGGGGCACGAUUGGGUUUGGGCCGGUGGAUGUGAAGCGGGCGUGGAAGGCGAAUCUGUUGGAGGAUGAGAUUGACGAGGUCGAUGUUGUUGCUGUUGUUACGAACGAGCAGGGAGGCGGAGAAGUCAAAGGAAUUGAGAUUGAAUUGAGGGCUUUUGAGGUUGCGACGUUCAAGCUUCUGUUGGCUUGA